CAGCCGAGCCGAGCCGAGCCGGAGGCUGAGGGAGGAUGGCGGCGGUGGUGGCGGCGCUAAGCUCGGAGCGGCUCGAGGUCUCCAUAGACGGGCUGACCCUGAGCCCCGACUCCGAGGAGCGGCCUGGGGACGCCCGGCCGGGGCAGCCGGAUCCGCGGGCGGGGAACGCGGCGGGGUGGAGCCGGCCGGGCCCCGGGCUCCCGGAGGAGGCCGGAGGGGACGCGGAGGAGGCAGCGGCGCUGAGCCCGGAGCAGCGCUGGGGGUUCGGCCUGGAGGAGCUGUACGGCCUGGCCCUGCGCUUCUUCAAAGAGAAAGAUGGCAAAGCCUUUCAUCCAACAUACGAAGAAAAACUUAAACUUGUGGCACUACACAAGCAGGUUCUGUUGGGACCCUACAAUCCGGACACUUGCCCUGAAGUUGGAUUCUUUGAUGUGCUGGGAAAUGAUAGGAGGAAAGAAUGGGCAGCCCUUGGAAACAUGUCAAAACAGGAAGCCAUGGCAGAAUUUGUACAGCUCCUUAAUAGGUGUUGUCAUCUCUUUUCAACAUAUGUCACCUCCCAUAAAAUAGAGAAAGAAGAACAAGAAAAGAAAAGGAGGGAAGAGGAGGAACAAAGGCGUCGUGAAGAGGAAGAGCGAGAGCGUUUACAAAAGGAAGAAGAGAGACGUAGACGAGAGGAGGAAGAAAGACUGAGACGGGAAGAAGAAGAGAGGCGGCGAAUAGAGGAGGAAAGGCUCCGGAUGGAACAGCAGAAGCAACAAAUAAUGGCAGCACUGAACUCCCAGACUGCUGUUCAGUUCCAGCAAUAUGCAGCCCAGCAGUAUCCAGGCAACUAUGAACAGCAGCAGAUCCUAAUUCGCCAGCUUCAAGAACAGCACUAUCAACAGUACAUGCAGCAGUUGUAUCAAGUCCAGCUUGCACAGCAACAGGCAGCCUUACAAAACCAGCAGGAGGCGGCAGCAGCAGCAGGGGCUUCUAUGACUACCAUGCCAAAGGUGAAUGCAGCUGCCCCAGGAGAAAGUCCAUCUAUUAACGGACAGGCCAAUGCUCAUACAGACAGCCCUGAAAAAGAGCUGGAGGCAGAUGCUCUGGAAGAAGCACUAGAGAAUGGACCAAAAGAAUCUGUUCCAGUGAUAGCAGCUCCAUCCAUGUGGACACGACCCCAGAUAAAAGACUUCAAAGAGAAGAUCCGACAGGAUGCAGAUUCUGUGAUCACAGUAGGCCGAGGAGAAGUGGUUACAGUCAGAGUACCGACUCACGAAGAGGGGUCGUAUCUCUUCUGGGAGUUUGCUACAGACAAUUAUGACAUUGGUUUUGGGGUAUAUUUUGAAUGGACAGACUCCCCUAACACUGCAGUCAGUGUGCAUGUCAGCGAAUCCAGUGAUGAUGAGGAUGAAGAGGAAGAAAACAGUGAAGAGAAAGCCAAAAAGAAUGCCAGCAAGCCUCAGCUAGAUGAAAUAGUGCCUGUAUACAGACGAGACUGUCACGAAGAAGUGUACGCUGGCAGCCACCAGUACCCAGGGAGAGGAGUUUAUCUCCUUAAAUUUGACAACUCCUACUCAUUAUGGAGAUCAAAAACAGUUUACUACAGAGUUUAUUAUACUAGAUAAAGAUGUUGCAGUGUCGGAGGCUGGGGCUGUGCAGAAGACAUCAUUUUAUUCGGAAUUUUCUUCAAACAUAAUGGAUCUUUUGAGUCUGUAUUUUACCCUGUCUGGUGUAUCUAUACGGUUUGUGUGUGAACUUUAACAUUAGAAGCUGGGAUUUUUCUGCUGCACAAUUGUAAUGAAGAUCACGUUGGGCUUAGCACAGGAUCUCCCAGCCCUUAAUGGCAUCAAGAGGUUAGCCAAUGAAAUCACUGGCUGCCAGUGCUUAGACUAAAGUCACACUAACUGCAUAUACAAAACCUCCAAACUGUUACUUACACACACAAACACGUAGUGUCUGAACAGUUGUUGGUAUGGUGUUGCCUGGUCUGUGUGCUUUGGGAAUUUAUGGUAAUUUGUUAUUAGAGGGGGUCUCAUCCUUAUUGGGCAGAAUCAGAUACGAUUUGCAAUGUAGCAAGUCUCUCCCUUAAACUGUAUUCAAAUGUCAGAUUUUUACACCAUUAAAACUUGAAACAAGU
This is a messenger RNA of Malaclemys terrapin pileata, 2119 nucleotides long. It is a transcript of the gene ACBD3, whose product is annotated as acyl-CoA binding domain containing 3. Gene Ontology annotation, molecular function: fatty-acyl-CoA binding. Lineage: Eukaryota; Metazoa; Chordata; Testudines; Emydidae. Gene Ontology annotation, cellular component: Golgi membrane. The transcript has 8 exons. The coding region runs from base 36 to 1607 and encodes 523 amino acids. The record is from RefSeq and is a predicted model, not a curated record.